Messenger RNA from Pocillopora meandrina, 6180 nucleotides. Lineage: Eukaryota; Metazoa; Cnidaria; Anthozoa; Scleractinia; Pocilloporidae. The record is from the annotation of a GenBank genome assembly.
GAUAAUUCAACAACAGCAGUGGCUCGACAGUUCAUUCUUCCACCAAGGAUCCAUCAGAUCAGUCCGUUUGCCGGCACCAUAUCAGCUACUGACCCCUCAGUUAUGGCCUUCCGUGGGAUUCCGGAGACAAGUUCUGAGAUACCUUCACAGCAGAUUGAGAAUCAAAUUGCACAUUUGAACGAACUUACACAACAGCUUCGUGGUAUGCCACAGUCUCCUUCCAUUACACAAGUAGGCAAAGGCCUACCGAUACCGCUUUCUAGGUAUGCUGCACAGAUAGAGAAAGGAGCGUCUGAAAAUGGUGUUAGCCGUCCAUUAGGAGUUGAGCCAAGCUAUUUUAGAAAUAUAGCGGGAAACCCAUUGACUGGACCCAAUGGAUUAACAAAAGAAGUCCUUUCAGAUCUGAUGUUUGGAAAUCUUAAAAGCCUAGCAUCGGUGGGAGGAUUAACAACUGCUAAUAGUCCUGCGGAAGACAAUGGAUUGUCGCCUCAAAUGACUGGAAACUCUGAAUUGAGUGGAUUUAACAGUCCCUUGCUUGAAGAAAAGUUGGCAAAAUCACAAUCUGGAAAAUCAGGCCUUGGUCUACCCCUCUUGCCAAAUGAAAGUAUGGAUUUUAAUGACCUACCGAACAGUGAUCUCGACAAUAUAAACAAGACCCCAUAUCUCCAAUCGAGACAUCAUGCCAAAAGCAAAAGGAAAAAGAAAGAUAAUAAGUCUGAUGUUGUCACGAAAUUGCUACUCUCUCUAUUGGUUGACAAAUUAAAAGACAUAUACGAAAUUGAUAAAAUGAACAGCUCACAGCGUAAGACGUUGAAACUGGAUUCGUCGACGGUAGGAAAAAUCGAGAACACUCUGAAGGAACACGGCCAUCCGUCUGACCACAACAAACUUAGUUCUGGAAAAGAUGUAAAUAAGGAGGCCAAAACAUCUGAAAACUUCGAAACUAAUCUCUCGUUCCCACUAACCUUCUCUGAUACUAAAGGGACUCAGUUAUCACUUGUAGAUUCCCCGAAGAAUGACAAAGAUGACAGUUCUUUACUUGAUGUCGACACGAAAAACAUCGAGAAUAUUAUCAAAGGUAUUGAAAAUGGGGGUGAAAAGUCUAAUGAAACCGAAAGCAUCAGAAUUGAUUCGGGUAACAGUCCUCAAGAAAUCUCCCAAAAGACAACUAAAACUCUUUCACCAGACAUAAACCACCUUCAAACGGGAUCUACGUCCGAGUUUCAUCGUGUUAAAAUGGAACCUAUAGGUGAACUUGGAAAAACUGCGAACAUACCGAGUAUUUCUGAUUAUCACCCAACUUUAGAAGUUUCCGAGGCAAACCCUCCGUCUGAACAAAUGUUUGAAGUACAUACUGACAAAGCAACAAUAUCAACGUUACCUACGUUUUCCAUCUCCAGUCUAUUAAAUCAGGAAAUACCUGGAACUGUCAAAGGAAGUAACCGAGUCUUAAAUGUGGUAAAGGAAAACGAGUCCGGGAGUCUUACUGGUUCUAACUCAGCAACAGUGCCUGUCACUACUACAGAAACUGAAGAACAUAAAGGUAUAACUACAAGUGCCAGUGAAAAUGACGCCGCUAAUUAUCUUGAGGCUUCUAGAGUUCUGGGUGCUGUUUUCAAUAAAGUGAAGGAUCCUCUGGCUAGGAAAAGCGUUGAAGUCGCUAUCAAAGCAAUGUUGAAAUUAAUGAAGUCAGAAAACAGCUAUUCUAAAAAGGAAUCAGUUCCAUCGUCCAAAAGCUCGUCAAUACUUCAGGAAAAAGUAAAAAAACUGAUGAAAACUAUCCAUGAACUUUCUAAAAUGGUUCAUGUUGAAGAUGAUUCUCCGCAUGGAAAGCACAAAAAGUACUCCCGUGUAAAGCAUAAGCUUUUUCAUAAGCGAUUUUCACAGAAACGAACAAUCCAUCACAGGACACGGGUGGGAAUGCACCAUCUUAAGAGAAAACAUCAAUGGAAUAAUUAAGAGUUUUGUCACAUUAAUUAUACCAACUCUAGGAAAUAGAUUUAAUAAUCCGAAUACCUGAUACUAUAAUACAAGCAAAUAUGAUAUUUAUAAUAACAGUUUCGGUGACGUUUGAAAUCUAAUGUACUUAAGUCGAAUGGAAGAUAGCUAUAUUGCGGGUCCCCAGACCAAUAAUUUUCUGGUUCUUUGCCACCUUAGUACUUCUUUUAGGAUUCAUUUGGACCUUAAUAAAGAUAACUUACCAAGCUAAGCGAAACUCAUGUUAUAAGUAGCUCUGAAAUUCUUUUACUCUUAUUAAAUUAUAGAAUUACGGGCAACCAUUCUAUCAAAGUACAGUUAGAUGUGGAGGGUUGUGUUUCUUUGAAUUUGGUUUGAGUACUAAAUUGUAAAGAGGCAUAGUUUUCUCAUUUACGAGUUAUCAGGCUUCUCACCUGGGAGCAGAUCGGCAAAAACCUAGCUCUAACGGCUAUCAUAAAUCAUGAUUGUUCCUUGAUUCCAGCUGUCACUCACUGCACAGAAGCAUUUAGGAUUGUUGGUUAGGAUUGUAGAGGUAAGAAUGAGAAAUGGAAAACCUCAAAAAACCUGGCCGGUUAGCUCUGGCAUACCCUACGAUCAGAUGUUCGUUUCACGGCGGAGCACAGUAGAAGAAGGCAGAGAGGGAGAAGAAAAAGAAAGACGUGUAGAACCGCGAGGGUCGACGGUUGAGCCCCACCCGCCAACUAUUGCGCUGCUACAGUAUUGUGUCUCUAUGCAUAUGAUAUAGUCAAAGUUUCGGUCAACAGCCGAAUUCUUUAGUUUUGGUUGCACUGUUACAAUUUAAGCCAUCAUCUAUGACAUAACCACACACCCUGCCCACAAACGAAAAGGAAAAAUAAGGUUGUAAGAUGUGACUUAAGUUAACAAUUAGUAACGUUAGGAUUAAAUAAUGUCGCGUUCUAGAGAAAAAAGGUUUCUUCCUUCAAAUGCACCUCUUCCCUAGCGGUAUAAGUGAUUUAAGGAAACCGUCAGGGAAAGACAAUGCAUUGCUGCGAGGCAACGGCCUAACGACGAUAAUGAACAGAAACAUUCCUUCAACGUAGCCUCUUGCUACGAGACCUGAGCGAACUCUGGCAAUACAGGUGGGGAUAAAACUAGUCUAAACAACCCCUCUAGUUGACUAAAAUUUUACUAAACAAUUUUUGAUUAAAUUUCAGACAAAUCAAUAUGUUACUGUAUAUCUACCAUACGAAUAAGGAAAAAGGAAGAAAGCUCAUUCUCCUUUCGUGUUUUCGCUUCGCUUCAUCUUUAUUACAGAAACCGAUGAAGCAGGUUGCUCAUCGAAGCGUCUAGUAUGCAAUUUCAAUGUUUUGCUUGAGUUGAUACCAACUUGAGCCAAACUUAUUACUAAGAAGCGCCAAUGAGGGAAAAUCUUUUUUCUUAACAUAUUCUCAUAGAUGUUGGUCUCUCGAGAAAGAUGAUGAUUUUAACGCUGAAUGCUCUGUUUUACCGUCUAGUAAGUUUCUUUUGAGUAAAACUCGAGCUCAAAGGAAGAGAUUUCACCAGAAUGGUCUGCUUUAAUCGAUGAUACUCUGGAUACAGAAAGAAAACAAAUAUCAGACAAAUAUUUAGCAACACUGAAAAGUGGAAAUGACAGUUUCUAACCUCAUGAAGUAAAACCAGUGGUAGAUAAGGAACUGAGCCUAAUUCAUGCAUAAGUAAUGCAGUAUAUCUUACAUCAUUUUGGUUGAGAGGGAAAACCAUCAUUAUUUCACGACAAUAGACAUUAAGAUAGUUAUAAUCAUCAUGAUUUGUCCUUUUGACGCUGUUUAGAAUUUCUCGGAAGGAUCUCUGAUGUGAGGGAAGUGGAUAACAUGUAGUAGGGUGUUUCACUAUUCCCUGGAUCGAAAUUAAGGUAAUAUCUCCCGGAUGACAUUUUCGGUAGAUCGUAGAAUAUUUUUUAAGAAAGAGCCCGGCGUAAUGCAUUUUUCGUUAAAAAAUUCACGACUUCUCCAUUGAACUUAUCCGUAACAUUUAAUGAAAUAGUAGGUUUCCUUUGCUAUUUAAACGAAACUUUAUAAUCUUAAUCACCUUUUUGGACAAAUAUAACGGUAAACUUUUUCUGAUUGACCGAACGUAUUAACGAGAUAUAUUGUAGAGCUCCUUUAACUACUUCUGUUAAUAAACAAAACAACAAUUGCUAAUUUGCAUUUCAUUUUAUUUUUGCAGUCAACUAUUACGAUGAGGGUGAUUUUGACAGCGGUCGUUUUGAUUGGGGUUUAUUGUGAGCUCUCAAAUGGUAAUAUUCUGCUGUUUGUCUGUGCUAUCUUGCAAGUAAUGAUAAUACUUAAACGUACAUUAAUGCAAGUUAAUCACUGUUACUUUGCAGGACUUCAUAAGGAUAAGAAAGAAAAGGGAGACAAGCUCGUUAGUUUUUUUCGGGACAACAAUGGGAGCGUACUUUUGCAGGAAAGUUCUGAUGCAAACAGAGAUGGGGGGAGACUCAACAUGUCACAUGUGAUUAACUCCACAAAAGAGAAGGGAAAAUCUGAGGGCAGGAAAUUGUCAACAACCAAGAGCCUCACGGGAGAGAAGGAAACUAAGCAAGGAUACAAUAAUCAUUUGCCAGUUAUAAAAAAAGUUGUCGGAAAGAAGGAAAAUAAAACUGGAAAUGAGAUUAAUGACACCAGCUCUAAGCCUAAAGAACAAAAAACCCAUUAUUAUGACAGUAGCCAAGAUAAAAAGGAACAAAAAGCUAAAUUUCGCCAGCUUCUAUGUGCGCUUUUUAAUGUUUCAAAUGAAAGUGAGGCUUGUAAAGACAAGCACCAUUCUAAGAAGGCAAUGAUAUGGCCAACGAGAAUGAUACCGUGGUUAAAGAGAGUACUUCUGAGUAAGCUGAGUCGAGGAUCAUACAAUCAAAUGCCCUUUCUAGAUGACACGAACAGUCCUAGCGAGUCAUUUUUUGGAGGAGGUAUUCAGAAUGGCUUAUCCGACAACUGGGAUAAUGAUCCACUUCUGAAUAUACGUAGAAAGCAACAUCAUGGUUUGAAAAUGGUUCCCUUGCUGAAGUCGUUAAAGGCAAAGCUGUAUGGCCAUGGAACGCUUGGUAAUUUUGGUAGCCUCAACGAGGCAUUGAAUGGUGAAGGACUUAAUGGAUUUGGCCCAAUGCCAACCCAAGGCAGCUCGAAGCUGAUUCAUCAAAUACUUGGCCAGGCUAUUGGAAGUUCCGACAGGAAUUCUGUUUUAAACGAGAUGAUGCAAGAGUUUCUUCUUGCCAACAACCGGGAAGAGACGGAAGGCAAUGAAGCAUUUCCAGACUUGGCCGAUAGAAAUAGCUUCUCGCAACUUAACAACGGUCUUCAGAGCUCUUCACUUCUUCCAGAGCCCAGCUUACAGCUACAAGGCAACAUGAGAACACCUUUGACGUCGGAGCAACCUAUUCAUGCCCAAAUAUUGGACAAUGGUGCUCUUGCACCAAUGUCCAAUCAACCAAUUGGUAAUUCUCCUUUGAAAGGUGCAUCUUUCUUAGGAGGUCGUUCUCCUAUAGGAAGAUCUCCUAUGGUUGGAAACCACUUGACAUUUCCCUCGAUGAUCAGGCCACUGGGCCCUCCAACAUCAAGAAGUUCUGAAUUUCAGAGUUCUGUGUUGGAAGCUCCUCAGAGAGAAGGUUCUCUCCUUCAAAGAGCCGGUGGAUUCGACACUCCAAUAUCGUCUUCAGUGCUACAACGCACUUCAAACCCCACUCAGCGUAUGUAUAUGGAAAAUGAAAGGGAAGAGCAAGGUAUUUCUAGUCAGGGAGAUGAUUUUGUAGAACGGAAUGAAGCCAAUGAAAGGCAUUUACCGUUGCGUCAAUCAGUGGGUAAUAAUUUGGUAAUGGAAGAAAUAAGCGACAAUCAGGCGAGAGGAGGAAAUCUUCCAAUGCAAACAAACCCAGAUUUAGAUCGUAUGUUGAAGCUUCAAUCUACUUUUAGGUCACCAGAAAGUUCUUCCAUGUCAAGGGUUGCUCGACUUGAACUCGAUUCAAAUCUUGAACAUGGGUUACGGCUACCGGUUGGCUCCAUGAGUAUGCCCUCUAUCUUAUCUAAGGACGAAGAUUCCAUAAACUUUAACGAUUUAAAUAAUGAUCGAUCCCUUGCAUUUAGAAGAGGAAAAGUUUUAAAAGGAGGGAAAAAUUUGGUUCCCUCAUCAAAGAAAGCGCAAAUGUCACAAAACAAUAAACCUAAUAUCAAGAAGAGCAGGGGAUAA